This is a messenger RNA of Oncorhynchus keta (chum salmon), 6160 nucleotides long. It is a transcript of the gene ehbp1, whose product is annotated as EH domain binding protein 1. NCBI's taxonomy places the organism in Eukaryota, Metazoa, Chordata, Actinopteri, Salmoniformes, Salmonidae. The record is from RefSeq and is a predicted model, not a curated record. Gene Ontology annotation, molecular function: protein binding.
CAGGGUAGGAAAACAUUACGGACGGUGAGUGUGGACAGUGUCACGAAAAAUAGCUUCUUGGAAUUUUUUUUUACUCCAGGGUUUGGAAUACUUUUUUUUUGUGGUGGUGGGGGGGGUCUACAUGUUUUGUUACAAGCACAAAUCCAUGUAUCUGUCGUCUUGGAAUUGAGUUGUAAGUAAUCUUCACGGAGCUUGUCUUCUCACCUGGGAGGACGCCGAGUCCGGUCAGCUGGCGGUCGGGAUAACUAUUUCCGCCGUGUUGUUCGUGGUAAUGACGGCUAGCUGAUAGCUGGGACCGCUGCAAUGCUAGGUGGUAAUGAGCCAGAUCGCUUUUUUUUUAUAUAGCUGAAACAGUUUAAGUGGAUAUUAAAAGGUUGUUCGAGACAAAGGAUAAGGAAUACCUGGUUUUUGUAUUAUUCUGGAACUGUAUUCUUCACUACAUUUACCAGAAUGCACGGCGGCAGAUGUGACAUCCACCGAGGCAGAGAUUCCACAAGCCUUCAAUGUGUUUGUUGUGGAUGUUUUGAAGGCAUGUUGCCUCCACCGCCAGAGAAACCGCUGCCUUUGGAUUGUCCCCCAUUUUCUAUUUUUCUGCUGAAAUAUUAACUAUGUGUCGACGCAGCAGCUUGGAUUUGUUUGGAGACAUUUAACACGUUGAAGUGAGUCGGACGGGAAAAUCGACAAAAAAGGAAACGCCAGUAAAACAUAAAGGAUCCUUUUCCCCCCUAAAGAAAUAUCAUGGCAUCUGUGUGGAAAAGAUUACAACGUGUGGGGAAACAUGCGUCCAAGUUUCAGUUCGUUGCUUCCUACCAGGAGCUGAUGGUGGAAUCCACCAAGAAAUGGCAACCAGACAAGCUGGUAGUGGUGUGGACUCGCAGGAGCCGACGGAAAUCCUCCAAGGCUCACAGUUGGCAGCCAGGCAUCAAGAACCCCUACCGAGGAGUGGUGGUGUGGCCUGUACCGGAAAACAUAGAAAUAUCUGUUACACUCUUCAAGGACCCCCACGCAGAGGAGUUUGAAGACAAGGAGUGGACGUUUGUCAUUGAAAAUGAGUCUCCUUCAGGUCGUAGAAAGGCUCUGGCCAGCAGCAGCAUCAACAUGAAGCAGUAUGCCAGCCCCAUGCCCACACAGACUGACGUCAAGCUCAAGUUCAAGCCCCUCUCCAAGAAGGUGGUGUCUGCCACGCUACAGUUCUCCCUCUCCUGCAUCUUCCUCCGUGAGGGCAAGGCCACUGACGAGGACAUGCAGAGCCUGGCCAGCCUGAUGAGUAUGAAGCAAGCUGAUAUCGGCAACCUGGAUGACUUUGAGGAGGAGGACGAGGAGAAUGAGGAGAACAGGGCCAACCAGGAGGAGAAGGCUGCUAAGAUCACAGAGAUGGUAAACCAGCUCAAUGCUCUCAGCUGCUUAGCCGGAGACCCUGAGGACUACUUCCUAAAGCUGGCUAGUAAAAGGCCAAGCAGCGCUCGCUCUCCCUCCCAAGAGCUGAUCAGUAAGCUGAACUUCCUGGAGGAGGAUCAGGACACACCCCUGCCCUCUGAACCCUCCAACCCCUUCGACGAGGACGAAGUCAACACACACUCGCUCACAGAGUACAACCCGUUUGACGAGCCCGACCAGGACCCAGACCCCGACCCCCAGGGGCCCCAGGUCCAGCAGUCGGAGGCUCCCAAACCCAGGGGGAGGAAGGGGGUCAGGCCGGUGGAUAUGAGCAAGUACCUGUAUGCUGACACCAACCCACCACCAGAGGACCAACUGGAUGAAUCCAACCCGUUCUACGAGCCCCGGACCUCCAGCCCAUCCCGGCCCUCCGGGGGCCCCUCUCCAGACUUCAGUAACCAGAAGAGGAGAGCCCCGCUACCUCCCAGACCUCCAGGCCCCAGCCCCUCGGCCCCCAACACCUCCAGGGAGGGGGCAGAGAGGGAGAGAUUCAUGCCCAGUGGACCCAGUGCCGUGGCAGCUGUGGUGGGGCGAGAGCUGGCCUUCUCCUCCCCUAAGCCCAGUCCUAUCCCGAGCCCAGUGCUUGGUGGGAAGCCCAACGCUAGCCAAUCCCUGCUGGCCUGGUGCCGUGAGGUCACAAAGAAUUACCGCGGAGUCAAGAUCACCAACUUCACCACAUCCUGGAGGAACGGCCUGGCAUUCUGCGCCCUUCUCCAUCACUUCAGACCUGAUUACAUAGACUACAAGACCCUCAAUCCUCAGGAUAUUAAGGAAAACAACAAAAAGGCGUAUGAUGUUUUUGCCAACCUGGGCAUCAGUCGUCUGUUGGAACCAUCUGACAUGGUUCUGCUGGCCAUCCCUGACAAGCUGACCGUCAUGACGUACCUCUACCAGAUCAGAGCCCACUUCAGUGGAGAGGAACUCAACGUGGUGCAGAUAGAAGCCAACAGCAGCCGCAGCACAUACAAGGUGGGAGACUUCGAGACAGACACCAACGCCUCUAUCGGCCAGGACAAGUUCUAUGCUGAGCUAAACGUCAGUGACGCUAAUGCCCAGACCACUGGAUCCAGUGGGGACGUUAGCAUCGGAGCUAACGGCGCUAGCGCCAGCAAUGGAGCCGUGGGGAAAGAGGAGGAGGAGAUGGAGGUGGUGAGGAAGAGUGAGACUGUAUCUUUCUCCCUCCCUGACUUUGGGGUGUCCCCCUCCUCCCCCAGCUCGCCCCCCCUCCCCUUGCCCCGUGCGGCUCUAUCCCCCACCGCCACAGAGUCCUCCCACCCCAGAGCCGCGCCUCGCUCCCUUGCCACCACACCUCUGGGAGACGAUCGUCGUCAACUACAACUACCCCUGAAGGCAGUCACCCUGGACCUGAGCCAGCUCCCUCUGAGGACGGAGAGAGGGAUGGAGAGAGGGACGGAGAGGGGGAUGGAGAGAGGGAUGGAGAGAGGGAUGGAGAGGGAGGGACGGAGAGGGAGACGGAGAGGGAGACGGAGAGAGGGACGGAUAGAGGGAUGGAGAGAGGGAUCGAGAGAGGGACGGAGAGAGGGACGGAGAGAGGGACGGAGAGAGGGACGGAGAGGGAGACGGAGAGAGGGACGGAGAGGGACACGAGGCAGCAGGAAGGGAUGAGGUGGAGCCCCGGACAACGGGGCCUUAGAUUCCGGGUCCCCUACACGGCAAGGAGCCUCUGUAGGGGCCUCGUCUCCCUCCUCCCACAAGCUGGGCUUCUCCUACAACCGUGAUGCUGACCUCAUCAAGAAGAAGAGGGCCAGCCUCCGUCACUCUGAGUCUGAGACCGCCUCCGACUGCAGCGACCCCACCCCUAACAACCACGCUGACACGCCCACUAAACAGGAGCCAAUGCCCGUCCCCAGCUCCCCAGUGGAAAAGAAGGUGCAGUCUCGGCAGGAAGAGCUGAAGGAAAGAGCCAGGCUUCUCCUGGAGCAGGCCCGGCGGGAUGCUGCCAUGAAGGCCGGCAGCAAGCACACAGCCAGUUCAACUAACUCAGUCCCAGUUAAAACACCACAAGUCACUGACGAGAGAGACGUGGAGCGCCGGAGGCAGCUGAGGGAGAGGGCCAGACAGCUCAUCGCCGAGGCUCGCUCUGGGGUCAAGAUCACAGAGAUGCCCCUUUACGACACGACCGCUGACCGAGGAAGAGGCAAAACCACCCCUACUGGAGGUGUGAACAGUAAACACAUGGACUUGAAGCUGAAGAUGCUGGAGGUUCGACCUGGAGGACCCAACUCUUCCUCCUCUCCUUCAUCCUCCUCUUCCUCUCCCUCCUUCUCCUCAUCCACCUCGCCACUCAGCCCCACAGAGAACAAUGCAGAGCGUCUGCGCAGGGCGACAGAGAGACUGCGUGGUCCUGUAGUCUUCAGUCAGGAGCCAGCUGUCAGGAAAACACAGCUGAGGUCCUUCAGCCAGUAUGUGGAGGUCAGGCCAGAGGUAAAGCGUCAGAGAUCAGUACCAGAGGAUCAGAGACGGACGGGCGAGGAGAGAGGACUGGCACCAGACACCGAUGCUCGCAAGCCUUAUGAAGAUGAAAAGGCGUUCAAAGACACCAGUCAGUACGUUGUCGGGGAGCUGUCUGCUCUGGAGAGCGAGCAGCGCCACAUCGACGCCCGGGCGGCGCGCGUGGAGAAGAGGCUACGCUAUCUCAUGGACACAGGGAACAGUAAGGAAGAGGAGGAGGCCAUGAUGCAGGAGUGGUUCAUGUUGGUCAACAAGAAGAACGCUCUGAUCAGGAGACAGAACCAACUCUCUCUACUGGAGAAGGAGCACGAUCUGGAGCGACGCUUUGAGCUGCUCAACAGAGAGCUGAGAGCCAUGAUGGCCAUCGAGGACUGGCAGAAGACAGAGGCUCAGAAGAGAAGAGAGCAGCUGCUGCUGGAUGAACUGGUCAUACUGGUCAACAAACGAGAUGCGCUGGUCAGAGACCUCGAUGCACAGGAGAAACAGGCGGAGGAGGAAGAUGAACACCUGGAGAGAACCCUAGAGCAGAACAAAGGCAAGAUGGCCAAAAAGGAAGAGAAGUGUGUCCUUCAAUGAUUGUCAUUUCAUUUCACACACACACACACACACACACACACACACACACACACACACACACACACACACACACACACACACACACACACACACACAUAUAUAUAGUCUUCAUCCCAAAUGACACCCUAUAUGUCCUAUAUAUUACUUUGACCAGGGCAACAUAGUGCACUAUAUAGGGAAUAGAGUGCCUUUUGGGACACAGAUACAGACUAUAAUAUUUGUUUGAUCGAUACAAUAAUUGUAUUAUUAUUAUAUUGACUAUUAUUAUUGUAAUUAUUAAUAUACCAUUAUAUUGACAUAUUGUUUUAAUAUACCAUUAUAUUGACAUUAUUAUAAUUAUUAUUAUUAUUAUUAUAUUGACUAUUUGAGAAACCUGUAUUUGAAGUUUAUUUGAACCCUGAAAUGUAAAUCAUGUUGUUGUUUUUUGGUCAAAAGGGCUGUGAUGGUUUUACUGCUGAACUAAAAGCAUCCUACAUGCAACCCUAUCCCAUAUAAAGGGCUUUUGACCAGAGCCCCUCACUAUAUAGGAACCAGGGAGCCAUGUGGGAGGGAGGCGUAAAGCCUCUGUAAGGAUGAGACCAUGAUGUCUUGAACCAGCUUUAUACUGACAUGGAAAUGUGUCCUGCUUAUUCAACACACUAGAUUGUUUUUACUGUGUUGUUGUUGCUGCUUUAUCAAGCAAGGUACUUGUAUGUUAAUAUACAUAUAAAUGAUGGUGAAAACCUACCACGGGAGGGAUUGAAUUUCAUUCAGACACACACAGCCUUCUCUUGGCAGAACGUUUCAAUGUUGAGGAGCUUGGAGACAGAGAUUCCUUUAUAGUGGUUCUGAGGUACAGCGCGAGUUGUUUUAUUGGGGACGUUGUUGAUGAUAGCCAAUGAUAUUAUACUGAUGUCUAUUGUUUCAGUUGGACUUUAAAAACAAAACAAAAAAAACAGUAUAAUUCACGAUAUCAGUAUUUUCAAGCUAUGUUUAUUACUUGACUGUGUGUAAUGUUUUUAACGGUAAUAUCUCAAGAUGCAGUUCAUAAACCGAAAAACUGUUAUGAUUUUUUUUUAGUUCGCUUGAAUGCGGUUAACCAAACAUUUCAGAAGAAGAGCUGGCUCGGUGAUAAGGAGAGGGGGGAUAAGGGGGAGGGACGGAGGAAGAGUAGAGGGGUAAGGAGCAGAGCUGAGGCGGGGGUCGUGUCCAAACAUUUUGUAUAUUUCAUCACCGCUCUGACAACGGCAUACAAAAAACUUUUUUUCCCGGAUCAAUUCCGCAAGCAGUUGAAAGCAGAAUAACUUUUAUUUAAUUGCCGUUUUAUUGUCGGUAGUAGGAAUUCUACGGGCUAUACGUGUUAUUAGUGAACCAGCAACACGACACAACCAUGUCAUAUUCUUGCAUUUCUUGCUUUUUAAUCAAAAGGGCGUUUUGUUUAUAUUUAUUGUACACAUACUGAAGAAUAUCAUGUGUUGCUUUUAUUUGUGCUUCGAUCUCCUGGUUCCAACAAUAGAAAUGUAAUUAUCAGAAAGGGCAUAUAGCCCAUCAGAUCAUUCUAGUAGUUAUAUUUCUAUCGGUUCCACUACAUCCGAAUGCAGCUGCUGUCUGAAACGUGUGAACAUUUCCCUGUGUGAUUAUUUAUUCCACUGUCAUAACACAAGUCUUCAAUAAAGUCCGAAACUUUCAUACUCCA